Cladocopium goreaui is the source of this 4356-nucleotide messenger RNA. The record is from the annotation of a GenBank genome assembly. Lineage: Eukaryota; Dinophyceae; Suessiales; Symbiodiniaceae.
AUGUGGGAGAAGCUUUACCUUGGCCUAAGAAAGCAGCAGAACAUCAGCCGGCAAAUCGUCGCCGCUGACCGCGCGGCCUCGGUCGAUGUCACAGGCAGCACUGGAAAGGCGCCGGCUCCAAGCGACAGGAAAGUGGCCCCCGCUGGAACACAGCUGCAGAUGCUACGACGACAACGAAGGCUGAUGAAUCCCUUAGACGAGACGCUGCUGGACACCGCUGGGCUUCAACGACGAGUGGGGCAGCUGGUAGAUAUGGCUGCCUCAGUCAGUGCCCUUGAGAUCUUUGCAGAUCGCCAGCCAGUGGACUUCGGCUUGACGGCUGUGGUCGAACUUUGGCUCGGUCCAAACCAGACGUUGCCAGCCAAGAGUGGGGAUGACCUGACGCGCUAUGCUUGGACGAGUGACCCAUCCAGCCCGCAAUGGCUUUCCGCUGUGCAAGUUUCCGAGCAGGACCGGGCGGAGAAAGCCGUGUACGCUUGGCGACUCAAAGCCGGUGGACAGACCCUUGAUGUGCAAAUUCCUUCGGAUGCAUCCUUGAACCGCCUGAAGCGCUUGGUGCAGUCGAAGCUUCAGAAGCCCGUGGCCUCUCUCGCCCGACGCAGCGGACGGCCCUUGCCAGAGCUGGGCUCAGUGGCUGCAGAAGGUUUGGAGGACGGCGAGGAGCUUACGGUGGUAUUACAGCAGCAUGAUCGUUUGUGCUCCCAUCCAGACGGCCUUUGCUUUUCAGCCAUUCGAAGAAAUGGCACCGUGAAGUUCUGGGGCAACGCCCUAUGCGAAGUCUGCGGAGGGCCCCCAGACUUCCCCCCACGCACCGAGCUGUUUCACGUGCAAAAGAUCGUGGCAGCACAAAAUGCAUUUGCCGCCAUUCGGACAGAUGGCCGCGUGGUGACCUGGGGGGAAUGUUGCGCGGGUGGCGAGACCAGCCCGGCCGUGGCUGAACAGUUGGUGGAGGUGCAGGAGAUUUCUGCUACCUCCAAGGCCUUCGCAGCCAUCCGCUCAGAUGGUUCUGUUGUUACGUGGGGCUUCGCAUAUCUCGGAGGCAACAGCAGCGCAGUGCAGUUGGAACUGGUGGAUGUAAAGGAGAUUGUGGGCUCUCCUUUUGCCUUCGCAGCAAUCAGAGCUGAUGGAGCCGUAGUAACCUGGGGUACCCCCAACCGAGGGGGCGACAGCAGCGCUGUGGCUGACCAGCUGAGAAAAGAUGUGAUCUCCGUGGUCGCGAGCAAUUUGGCUUUCACUGCGCUGAAAGCCGACGGCACGGUGGUUUCUUGGGGCGACCCGCUGCGGGGCGGCAACAGCCAAGAUGUCCAGAAGGACUUGAAGGGUGUGAAGCUCAUCCGACCCUGCAACGCAGCAUUUGCAGCCCUGCGGCAUGACGGCCUCGUCGUUACGUGGGGAGAUCCGGAACGCGGUGGCAACAGCAGCCCAGUUCAAUGUCGGCUGCAUGAUGUAAUAGACAUUCAGGCAACAAAGGGUGCCUUCGCAGCCCUGCGGGCAGAUGGUCGGGUGAUUGCUUGGGGAGACAGCAGUUGUGGUGGCGACAGCUGCACGGUCAAUGAUGAACUAUGGGCUGUGAGCCAAAUCUGUUCCUCCAGCAAAGUCUUCUCUGCAAUUCGUGAGAACGGUGAUGUGAUCAUUUGGGGCGAUGGACCAGGGCCGAUGAUUAUGCCUGGUAGAUGCUUUCAGUUGGGUCUCAAAGAUGUUCGACAGGUGGUUUCCUGCUCUGAAGCCUUUGCGGCCCUGCACAGCCAUGGAAAGGUCACCACAUGGUCAAGGAUGGGCAAAUUCCAGCUAUCGGAACCUGAAGACAUUGAGGAGAUCAGAGCAUCCAGUGGAGCUUUCGCCGCCAUUUCCAGCGAUGGUUCCCUGCAUGCUUGGGGAGACCCUGCCGCAGGGGGCAGCCUGGAUGUGGCAUGGCUGAAGUAUGUCACAGCUGUAUGGUGCUGUAAGAUGGUAGGUGGUCACAAGUCUUGGACCCCGGACUUGGACGGCCCGUUUGAAGCGCCGGCGGGUGACGCGCGAAUGACUGGCGCAGCAAAUCCUGGACCGGAGGUUGAAGUGAAGUCUUCGGAUGCCUCUCCGGUGAAGACCGCGGAAGACAACGCUAAUGCUGACAUGGAGUUUUACAAAGAUGAGUGGAUUCCUGUCAUCCUCCCACAUGACCAGGAUGCGUCCACACCCUCACCGGUGGAGAUUGCCAGGCUCUUUCAGGAGGUGGACCACAUCAUUCGGGGCAAAAAGAUCGGCCGCGAUGUGGAUCUGGCAAAUCUGGAGAAGGCUGCGGCAUCGUUGGGCACAGCACUCUGUGCGGAUCUGGCUCGAGCAUUAGAGGCCGACACCUGCGAGGCGAUCCAGGGAGCGAUCAAGCGGGGUCGCGGGGCGGAUCUGCCCAAACGACUUGUGGCCAUGAAGCGGCUCUGCGAGUUGCAGCUGCACCGUGCUUUAGCCACAGGGGAUGAGGCGGAUCUCACCAUGGCCCUACGAGAGGCCUCCCGCCUGGGUGGGGACGAUGCGGCCAACUUCAAGAACUUCGCUGCAGUGAAGCAGAAACUCGCGCACCUGCGGAUGAAGCGACUUCAACAGCAGUCCUUGGACGUGAUCAAGGGCGAUGGGAAGGAUUUGGAUUCGGUGAUGGCCGUGAUCAACGUGGCCUUGCGUCGGAGUGAUUGGGAUCGCGACUGGGACCAGAUUUGGCUGGAAGUCCUGCAAGAAGGUCGUGCACAGGUGAAGAAAAUGAUCGACACUGCGAAAGCUUCAGGUCAGCAUGAAAAGGUGGCACAGAUUUUCCGCUUGGCAGACAAGUAUGGCCUUCGAGUGAUUGCUGCCCAUGCUGUGUCCGUUUGGGAGGACACCAUCCAAGCCCAUCGGCAAGACAUGAAGGUUUUGCUCCAAUUGUGCAGUGCUGCGAACAUGUGGGGCUGCAAGAGCUUCUUAUCCGAUGCACAAGAGCCUCUCCUGACACAGGUGGCCGAGUUGGAAAAGAAAUGGGACAAAGGAGGCGCCCCGUUGGCCAGACAGCAGUUCAAGACCUUGGACAAGGAGAUCAGCAAACUUUUUGAAAAGGUGCCAACUUCACUGAAGGACCAGAUACAGGAGCGCCACGACAACGCAGAGGCGCGCGAGAAACGACUCCUGGACGAAGCGGGGAAGGUGAUCCAGAGGGCCGAGUCGCUACAGGGCGCCAAGCCGUCAAGGACGCCGUUCAAAAAAGACAAAAAGGCGAGCGAACUGGAGAUGGAGGUCAUCCAAAAUGUGAUGGGAGCCAUGCACGAGGCCAAAGAGUGGGGAUGGAAGAAAGUCAUGCAGAAGGGAGAACGACUGCUUGUGAAGCAGGUACAGACCGUCCUGGAGGAGCACGAACUGAAGCAAGCCAGUCCAAAGCUAGAGGAGAUGCUGAAAGCUGCACAGCAGCAUCAGGUGAGGGAGUCAUUCACGCCCAUCUUGGACAACUGCCUGCAAGUCACCAAGGAGGACAAGAAAGGAGAUGAAUGCCUAGAAGCUAUCAAGUUGAUGCACCUCGCCAGCAUGGCCGAAAAGUUGAUGCUGUCCGACCUCAGAAUUAAGGCAGUGGAGGAGAUGAAGAUAGAGAUCGAGAAGAUGAAAAGCAAAGAGGGUGCCGAAGGUGAAACUCAACUGCUAGGCUUCCAGGACGAGGCUCAGGCUUUAGGUGAUUCACUGGCUGUGGAACUGGCUACUGCCAGCCUGGCGCACAUCGAAGAGCGUGAACGGAAGAAAAAGGAAGAGCUGCAGCAGAUGCUCCAAGCAGAAGAACGUCUUGAGUUAAUUGAUGCUGAUCCGGAGAAGACCGUGAAGUGCGUCAUGGUGGCCGAAGAGUCUGGUUGGAAGGAGUUGUCAAAGCAAGCUAUCGAGCUCUACAAGAGGAGGGUGAAGGAGGCGAAAGAGAUGUCAGUGGCAAAAAGCAACGAUGAGGCGAUUCACGGCUUCCGUUUCAUGGUUCGGGUGAUGCACUCUGCGCAGAGCAUGCGCGGAGCAGUGCACAGCCGAAUCGCUGUCAGUGCAAAAAAGCAGGUAGAAGAAAUGAUGGUGAAGGGAAGCGCACUUCAGAUGUUUCGAGCACUUGCAUGGUGUACUGAUGUGGAAGACGUCCACAAAAAGGUCCAGGACCUGUUAACAAAGAUCAUGAAAGAAUGGGAAGAAAAUUCGGAAGCCGCACCACAGGACGUCUCUAAUUUACACGCAUCAGUGGUGGAACUAUCGAAGAUGAGCAAAGACCUGAAGACCUACUCCCAGCAGAUGCAACGCCUGAUGACGGCGGACAAAGACAUGCUGGCAGCCAUCAAAGACUCCGAGGACCACCCCACGGACGUGGCCAAGGUAGCGCACCCACGGUGGGGAUGA